AUGCUAUUCGUGUGGGACUUGCACUCGGGUGCGAGAGAGAGGAUACUCCGGGGCAACCCAGCCAACUCACUCUUCUCUUUCUUUGCUGCCAAGAUCAAGGCCUCUGCUCACUCCUCCGCCGCUGCUGCUGCCGAAGCUGCUGCGCCCCCGGUUGAGAACCUUCUGCUGGAGUUUGAUGCGGUUGACCGCGGUGCCAAGGUGCGGGGAGACGGGGUCGGGGGGGAGGAGGAGGGGGAGAAGCUGGGAGGUGGUUUUGAUACUGGAGAGAAGCAGUCAGCGGGGCAUCAUCCUCCUCCUCUUCCUCCCCAGCAUCAUCAUCACCAGCAACAGCAACAGCAACAACAGCAGCAGCAGCAACAGCAGCAGCACCAGCAGCAGCAGCAGCAGCAACAGCAGCAGCAGCACCCUGCUGUGUCACCCGUGCUGCGGUCACCAGCAGUCAAGGGUUUCCUAACCCCCUCACAUGUGCCCAUUCUGCUCCUCGACCUCCCCUAUCUGCUCUCCCCGGAUCUCAGCCUUGCGCUCUCGGCUCUCCCCCUGCCGCCGCCCCCUCCCAUGCCGCGCUACCUUGAGCUUGAAAGAAAAGACAGCAGCAGCGGUGGCAGCAGCAGUGGUAAUAGCCUGAACGGCUUCGCUGCUGGAUCAGGGGAGCGUGCCGUUUCAGACCAGCAGCAGCAGGAGCAGCAGCAGCAGCGGCAGCAGCAGCAGGGGGAGGGGGUUGAGGCCUCCACCGCUCCACCGCACCACGGCACUGCUUUACACCGCUCCACACCGUGGGACCCGCCGGUCUGGCAGCGGCUGUGGACGGGAGAGGCCAUGGCUCUGCGCAAUGCCAUUCGGUACCUGCACCUGUGGGGGUGCGACUCCCAACUGGACGCUGCCUUAUCUGCUGCGUUGUUGGUAUCAGAGCCCGAGCAAGUGUGUGUGGGUGCGGGGCUUGCUGGGGAUAACGGCGCGCUCACGCUCUCAUUCCCGGGACAGCAGGGCCGUGCAGAGCUCUUCCGCACCUCGCCGCACUUCUCAGCGCUGCGCUCACUCGCCCUGGUGGCCCUGGCGCAGCGCAUCAUGCACCUGCUGCCCCCGCACCCACCCUCGCUCUCCCGCCGCGUCUGCUCGCUCCUCGCCGCCUUCUACUCGCGGGAACUCGCCGAGAAACUCCCUGGCUCUGUCGCUCCUGCUCUUGAGCUUUAUGCAUGCUUCUGGCAUGAUGCAUCGGACCACAUUCGCAUGGCAGCACGCUCUCUCUUCCACUGUGCCGCCCUCCGUGCCUUCCCGCCUCUCCUUCGCUCCCCGCACUUCCCCUCGCCCCGCCCUUCUUGCUCCUCCUCCUCCCUCGAUGUCCCUACAUCCGCCUCCCUGCCUUUAACGCCGUUUGGAGGGGUAGUGGGAGGAGUGGCAGGAGUGGGAGGAGCAGGAGGAGGAGGAGGAGGAGGAGGGAAAUCAGCAGCAGCAGCAGCAGAGCAGGGAGGCAAAGGGGGGUUGCUUGUCCAACCGGACUGGAUUGGCUGGGAGCCGUCGGAUGUGCUCCAGUGGAUCGAGUCAUCCGACGGUGCAGAUGUCGUUUCAGUCGUGGGUGGCACUCCAGCAGACGCCAAAGCAGCUCGCACCAACGUUGCUGCUGCUCUAGCUGUCUGGUACCUCCCUCUCGGUCGAUCAGAUUUAGCGGCCGCUGUCGCCCCGUCGUUGCUCCGGCUCGUGCGAUUGGCCAACAGCCGCCACGCGGCCACUGCUGCGGAGAUUCUCGCCGAGGGGAUGGCGGACACGUGGCAGGCCCUGAUUGGUCCGCAGAUUCACCGGCUGAUUGCGGACGUUUUUGUCCUUUUCCCGCUGUCAGGCUUCCGUGGCAGCACAGGGGACGUGCACGCACACAUGCAUGCAAACAUGCACCCAGGCAUGCAUGCUGACGUGCGUUCAGGCAUGCAUUCAGACAUGCACUUAGACAUGCAUCAGCAGCAGCAGCAUGGCAUUCAUUCUGUUCCAGCAUCAGCUGCCAUGCUCUCUGACGCACACUCCCUAGACUCUGGCACCAUUCUCACCCCUGGAGCUGGCCCUGCCUCUGUCUCUGCUGCUGCAGCUGCCACUGCUGCUGGUGCUAGUAGUGCGAGCAGCAGGGGCAGCCACAGAAGCAGCACCGGUGGUGGUGCAGGGAUGACAAGGCAGCACUCCUCCACAUCCUCUUUCAUCCCCUCCAACUCCUCCGAAACGCCCGGAGGAGCGGGAGGAGGCUCAGCAGCAGCAUUACCAGCAGCAUCAUCACCAUCACCAUCACCAUCACCAGCAGCAGCAGCAGCAGCAGCAGCACCAGGGCAGCCAUCAGCAGCAGUGGCAAUAGUAGUACGGGAGGCUCUAGCAACGUCGCUUCUCCCAGCACUAGCCAUGGCGGAUCCUGCAGCUUUCCUGACAGUGGUGCAGGGGCAGAUGGCAGGGGGCGCGCCUCCGGACUCAUCCGUGCAUGUGACUGCGCUCAUGGCGAUAAUUCGGGCUGUGCGCUCGUACCCGCGCUCGCUGCUCUGCCAUCUCACCCAGAUAGUGGAGUGUGCCCUCAAGUGCACGGACCAGUCCAACGCGCCCCUCCGCAAGAACUGUCUGCACACUGCCAUGGCUCUGCUCAUGGAGCUGCCGCGCAACUUCUCCAUGGCCGCUGUCUUCCAGAGCCCGCCUGCCUCGCCCAACUCCUACCUGCGCCUCGCUGUGGGGGACGCCGUGGGGGAUGUGGGGCGCAUCGCCAUUCACGUCUACGACCUGCGCUCGUGA
Molecule: messenger RNA, 2754 nt
Organism: Closterium sp. Yama58-4
Lineage: Eukaryota; Viridiplantae; Streptophyta; Zygnematophyceae; Desmidiales; Closteriaceae
Source: the annotation of a GenBank genome assembly